Spodoptera frugiperda (fall armyworm) is the source of this 1645-nucleotide messenger RNA. Its product is annotated as trans-1,2-dihydrobenzene-1,2-diol dehydrogenase. The record is from RefSeq and is a predicted model, not a curated record. NCBI's taxonomy places the organism in Eukaryota, Metazoa, Arthropoda, Insecta, Lepidoptera, Noctuidae. Bases 340 to 1362 code for a protein of 340 amino acids. Gene Ontology annotation, molecular function: nucleotide binding. The transcript has 7 exons.
CUAGUUCUGUAGUUCAUUCUAAUAUCUUUGGACGCUUGUACCCUAUUGUGUUUUUCCUCUUCUUUUUUCGUAUAUUCUUUGAUUUUAAUAAGAUAUGACGCUAAUUAUGUAACUUAAAAAGUGUCACGAAUAUUGUACUCUAAAAUUUGAUAGCCUUUAAACCAAAAUUGGGUUAAGCUUCCGGCGAACUAUUCUGAGCUGAUAUUUUUAUUUGCACAAGUCAGCUGAUUUUCUUUUUUAAUCCGUCUUCUAAAAUUGGGUCCUGGAAUAAGUAGUUCUAUUUUAAUUGAAGCUGAACGAAGAUCGACAUUCCUGCCUACAGGGCUAUAGUUCUCCAAUAUGCCUGAUCAAACGAACAUGGAUUUUCAAUUAAAAUGGGGUGUGGCCGGCGUGGGUAUGAUAGCUCACGACUUCCUUACUGCGCUGGGCACGCUACCUGCUGACCAGCACAAGGUCGUCGCCGUGGCCGGCAAAGAUCUAGAACGUGUCCACAGAUUGGCUACGCUCCACAAAAUCAACACUGCCUACGAAGGCUACGAGUCACUGGCGCGUGAUGACUCUAUAGACAUUGUAUUCGUGAGUGUGCUCAAUUUGCAGCAUUACGAAAUAACUAAAUUAAUGUUAGAGAACGGUAAACACGUGCUAUGCGAAAAGCCUAUGGGCAUGACUUACAAACAAACUAAAUCGCUGGUGGACCUGGCUCGCGAGAGGAAACUGUUCCUCCUUGAAGGGAUGUGGUCGAGGUUCUUCCCUGCUUACGACGCUUUGGAUCAGCACAUAUCUUCAGGCGGGCUUGGGGACAUCUAUCACAUCAGCAUACAGUUUGGGGUUGAGAUUAACGACAUUGAAAGAAACUUAAUGAAGGACUUGGGAGGUGGUGCUGUGUUAGACUUGGGCAUAUACAUGUUGCAACUGGUGCAGUUUAUAUACAAGGACCCGCCUACAGACAUCGUGUGCACGGGCCACCUGAGCAAGGCCGGGGUGGACGAGUCCAUCUCGUGCGCGCUCAAGUACAAGGACGGCAGGACCGCCACACUGUCCGCGCACACACGAGCCAAUAUGACCAACAAGGCGGAGAUCGUGGGCACAAAGGGGGCAAUUACGCUAGACUAUUUCUGGUGUCCCACGGUGCUACAAAUAUCGGCGGCUAACAAUACCGAGUGGAGUUUACCCAAAGGAAAAUACAAGUUCCAUUUCCAUAACAGCGCAGGCCUCAGUUACGAGAUACAAGAAUGUUGGGACUGUCUCAGUAAAGGCCAGCUAGAGAGUCCAAAGAUGACAUUGGAUGAAACUGUUUUGCUCUCGAAAUUAACGGACACCAUGCGAGCUCAAGUCGGCGUCCUGGAGACCGAACUAAAUUAAAGGGAACAAUUUGCCUGAUAUACUGGCAGCUCCAAACUUUUAUAAUGUUAUACUUAAUACUACUUAAAGUUCUGCUUUAAUUAUUUUAUAAAUAAAUGUACCAAUAAGUGCCAGUCGAGGAACAAAUGCUACGCGUUGUGAUAUUUUACAUUAAUUCGGCCCAUUGUAUACAAUAAAAGUUACUUAAAGUACAGUAUUUACCUCAACUAACUGUGAUUAUUAGUGUGUUGUGAGAUGGUUGUUAAAUGUUAAUAUAAAAAUAUAUACCGCACGAAAUCUGCAA